AUGAAGAACCUUUUGUACUCAGUUGCCCUCUGCCUUUCCGUUCUCUUUGUUCUUGCUCAGAUCAAUGAAGCAGCCAUUCCUUGUGACACCGUGGACAUGAAGGCAGCCGCCUGUAUCUCCUUUGCCACAGGGAAGGAUGCAAAGCCGUCGGCGCCAUGUUGCAGUGGACUGCAACAGUUGGCUCAAAGUGUGAAGUCUGUGGAUGACAAGAAGGCUAUCUGCAGAUGCCUUAAGGCUGGUGUGAAGAACUUUGUUGGGGUACAAGACAAGUUCCUUAGCCAACUUCUCACUGCUUGUAAAAUCAAAGUUGGCUUUCCUGUCUCCAUGAACACCAACUGUGAAAC
Molecule: messenger RNA, 344 nt
Organism: Nicotiana tabacum (common tobacco)
Lineage: Eukaryota; Viridiplantae; Streptophyta; Magnoliopsida; Solanales; Solanaceae
Source: RefSeq, a predicted model, not a curated record